AUGGCCAACAAAGCCAAGGCGGUGAAGAAACUUCCGAAGACGCAGUCGAGGCUGGACGGCUCUGCCCGGCUGAAGGCCACGGCCAAAGCGGUCGGGAGCAAACUGGAGUUCGAGACCAGGGCGUUAGCCUGUCAUGGCAAGACAGUGGCCGAAGCCAUUCGCAAAACGGAUGGGCCGCGCUAUCGCCUGGCGGAUUUGCGCUAUGACAUGAAGGCUGGUCGCGUGGCGCUGCUGAAGAAGGGUGAGUCGCUGGGACCAAAGCCGAAGCCCAAAGCAGAUCGCCCGGUAGCGCCCAAGUCCGGUCAGCCCAUGCCCAAGGCCACUCUGGAUGAGUUCUUCCAAUUCCUGUCCUGUCAGUUGCAGAUCCAAUCCCGAGAACAUUGUGAUGAGCUGCCCGUGAAAGACAAGGCAGCUGCGGCGUUAUUUCCACAGGUGGAUAUGCACGUCAAACCCAAUCUUGGCAAUACGGAAAGAUGGGUGCCGUACCACACGGUGCUGGGCGUUCACGAGCUCUUCCUGAUGGAAGCGGUGCACAGCCGGAAGGACUGGACGGAGAAGCAGAAGUUCUUUGCAAUCUUUGUCUUCCGAGCGCACUGCAAGCGCGACCUCUUCACGCAGGCUCAACUUCCACUGAUGCUCUCCAAGACGUUUUGGAAAGACCCACGCAAGGCUUUCGAGGCCGAGGGGCCGAUGGAGUUAGCCAUCAGAGCCUACAGGGCCAAGACCAAGAAACCUCUGCUCACCAACUGCUUCCGUAUCAUCCCUGAACGCAUCCUGAAAGACGACGACCAAAAUCUGGUGCGGAGCAUCGUGAACAGGUCCGCGAGACUUAUGGGCCUGGCCGAGAAGUCCUUUGAGGUGGUGAAGAACAAGAAGUUGUCGCCUAAACAGAAGUUGUCGCAGAUUUCGGAGAUGAUCCAGAACACCGAGGGCUGCGGCAACACCUGGGCCAAGAUGUUGACGGUGUGCAUUGACCUGGCGUACCCGCAGGAGAAGAUCCUGGACGCCGAUUGCGAUGUGGGGGUGGGCGCGGCACCGCCGCUGCAGUGUUUGUUGGAGAAGAGCUCCGCGCCGGAUCGCGCAGCGCUGCGAGAGCUCCUCAAGAAGGUGAACACCUCCCAUAGCGCUUCGGCGAAACAUUUUUGGACCUAUUUGGCAGAGGUGGAGGCGGCCAUGGGCAAAAAGUUUAAGCAUCUGCCGCUGGUGGUGAAGCAGGCGCAGACCAAGGUCCACGCCAUGAGCGCCGCCACGUUACAAGUGCAGCUCUGUGAGUAUCGCCAGUUUCGCCACAGCUGGGCGCGCAACGUCUAUGGCCUCCCCGACGAUGAGACCAUGCGUAUGGAGGACGCCGGCGGCAAAGCGCGCCCGGAGGACCUGCUCUUGCGGAACAAGACGCAGGUCCUGGGCGAGUUGGAGCACGAGGGAAAGCAGGUGAAGCUGUCGGUGACCAUCAAGGAUUUUGGCUCGGCCAAAGUGGCCGAACGUGUGGCGAUGUUGAUGCUACAGAAGUUGAGAUCAGGGACAAAAGAAAAGGAUCUGGUGAAGUUUCGCGACGACUUGGCCCGUGACUAUCAGCAGGGUGUCGACGUGAAGGAGGACAGCGAGGCCUGGAAAGUGUGCAAAGCGCAGAUGUCGCACAGCAAUCCCUUGGUGUCCUUCGAGUUCAAACGGAAGGAUGGAAGCAAGUUUCCCUUUCAAACCACCGUGAAGGCCGCGGGUCAUAUUUUGGUGGCCGAACGCAUUGCGCGGCUGUGCUGGGAAAAGCUCAAUGCGGGGAAGAGCAAAGAUGAAGUGUUGAAGUUUCGUGAUGGGUUGUAUGCAUCGCAAUCUAGUACCGCCAAGAAGCGCAAACGCGAGUGA
Molecule: messenger RNA, 1860 nt
Organism: Cladocopium goreaui
Lineage: Eukaryota; Dinophyceae; Suessiales; Symbiodiniaceae
Source: the annotation of a GenBank genome assembly